GCCUGAAAAAUCCUUAUCUUAUCGCGGAACCCGCCCGCCCAAAAAAAAUGUCUGGCAGCGCCAGCCGAAUUUUCCACUACGUCGGCUUCGCUCACCAGUGCAGCAGCCAGGUCAUUUCACAUUCGCCAAGCGUACGCUGCUUUCACCACCCCGAAAAUGGCCAGCAACAAGACCUCCACCAAGGAGAGGGACGAUCUCAACAAGAAGCGCAAGAGGGAGGCGGGCGAGACGGACAAGAAGCCGAAGCGCGUGAGGAAGACACCCUCGCAGCAGGAUGCACAGGUUGCCGAGGCCGAGACGACAGGGAAGCUCGUGAAUGGGCAAUCCGAUGCUCUCAAUAGCGUGCAAAACGGACAGAGCGAGAGCGGAUGGCGAAUCUCGAAACCAAUGGGCGGGAGGAUGCUCGACCUCGACCCCAUCCUGACCGACGACGACCAAUAUCUCCUUCUAGCUUACAACACGUCGAUACAAAUCUACACGGCUGUCGACUCGCUUCUCGUACGAAGGAUCCCUAUUCCCACGCUCGCCCCCAGUGCGCCCAAGAACACAAAGCCAGCCUCUAUCGUGGGGAUGCGAGCGUCCAAGCAAUCUGCGAGCCAUGUCUGGGUUGCACUCUCGGAUGGCCGUGUGUUCCACGUCGACUGGACAAACUCCUCAGGCUCGAUGGAUGCGUUUGAGACACAGUCAAAAACAGCGAAGGCCAUGAAUGUGGUGUCUGUCGGCAGCGGCAAAUCGGCCCAGGACGUCGUUGUGGUGGUCGAGGCAGACAAGUCCUCGCGCAUGGACAUUGUGGCCUACCUCAAGACGGAUGGCAAGCCUCAGUCGCGGAACAUUCUCAGCCUCAAGAAAUCAGGCAGCGGUCUGCAACUCCUUGAGGCGAGCAGCGACGGCAAGGUGCUCGUGGGCGCCCUGAACGACUGCCUCUUCAUCGGCUCGACUCCGACCUACGCAGAGAGCCUCCAAGACCUUUCCUACGAGUUUGUGUCCUUUGACGCACCAGACAUUGUCACCUCGAUCGAUCUGCGCGUGUCCAAGUCGAAGAAGGCCAAGGUGGACAUUGCGGUCGGUGGCGCGCGAGGUGGCAUCUACGUCUACAAGGACGCCAUCGCCAAAUUCCUCUCCCUGGGGAAACAAAAGUCGGAGAAGGAGGCCGUCCAGGCGCAGAAAUACCAUUGGCACAGGCGGGCGGUGCACUCGGUCAAAUGGUCGCGCGAUGGUAACUACAUGAUUUCCGGUGGCUCGGAGCAGGUCAUGGUCAUUUGGCAGAUGGACACAUCGCAGAAGAACUUCCUGCCGCAUCUGUCAGGCAGCAUUGAGAACAUUGUAGUGUCAGCCAAUGGCUCGUCCUACGUCGUCCACCUGGACGACAACUCAGCCAUGAUCGUGUCGACCGCCGAGCUCAAGCCCACAGCCUACGUGUCUGGCAUCCAGUCCGCCUCCACCAACGCCGCCAGCAUACCCAAAGAUCUCCUCGUCAACCGUGUCUGGUCGUCACCCGCAAACGUCCGUCGGCCCAUUCCGGCCGCCAUCCGAGCACACGAACCGUCGAAACUACAUGUCUGUGUCGGCAACGGACGCCAGGCUACCAUGAGCGGAGACUUCUCGGCCCCCCUGCUGCAGUGUUUCGAUCUCGAGACGUUCACCAGCGUUUCGAAACAGCCACUGGCACGCACGCAGCCCACCGAAUCGAACAUCACCCAGAAGGGUGCGCCCAUUGACGAGCCCUUGAUCACACACGUUGCCUUCUCGGCGGACGGCAAGUGGCUCGCGAGCGUCGAUGACUGGAAGCCUGCGGAAAGGGACGUGGAGAAUAUCAGCCCUGACCUUCGCGACCAGUUCAUCCGAGAACGCCACGAGGUGUACUUGAAGUUCUGGGAGGUCGGCGCCGAUGACACCCAGGCUGCCCUGGUCUCGAGGAUAAACGCACCGCACGCGACAACACAACCCGAGACGGUGCUGGACCUAGCCGCGGACCCCGUGUCAUCUGGGUUCGCUACGAUUGGCAGUGACGGUAUGGUCAGGUUGUGGCGGCCCAGAGUCCGACAGAGCCAAGGCAUCGUCGCCAAGGGCAACGACGGCCGCGAUCUGUCUUCCUGGAGUUGUGCCAAGGUCGUCGCCAUUGGGGACGGCCUGGGACAGGAGGCUGCUGUGGAUCUUGUGCAUGCUACUCGGAUUGCCACGCAGGGCUCUGUCACAUUUUCCGAGGACGGUUCCACCAUCUUUGCCGCUUUUGGUGGCGUCGACACGGGCAUGGUCUUUGUCAUUGAUGCCGUGUCUGGCGACAUCAUCAAGACGUUGGAGGGUCUGUGGGCUGGCGAGCUCAAGUCCAUCCGCGCAUUGUCACCUUUCUUGGUGAUCUUGUCAAACGACUUGAGGGUGUUUGACGUUGUGGGUGACGAGCUGCGUUAUGGGCUCGACAUUCCGAACAUCCCUAGUAUGCAGGAUCUUCUUCUCCUCGAGGUGGACCGUCGCUCACGACAUUUUGCGGUGUCGAUGCCAAUGGGUGACUCCUCCAGCAUUGGCAUCUUCGACCCAGAAGAUUCGGAGCCGCUCAUGGUGCGCAGCAUACCGCAUCGCGCCGUGAGUCUCGUCGCUGCACCCGAUACCAGCGGCUUUGUCGUGCUGGACGACUCUGCACAGGUGUGGACACUGGCUGAAGAGUCGGAUCCCUCGUCACUGGCUGCCAUUCAGCCCCUGGAAGAGCUCCAGCUGGACGCGCCCGUCAUUGACGACGAGGCUAUGGACAGCGAUGACGACGAGCCUGCGCCCGAGGAUGACGAGAUGGACGUGGACGAGGACAACUUCCCCAGUGUGAUUGCGCCACAGCACCUUGCCGACAUUUUCAAUGCUGCACCUCCAUUCGCAGGCCCAUCCAUCGAAGAAAUGUUCUACAAGGUGACCAACUUACUAGGCGCAAAGCCAUUGCUAGCGGAUUAGCCGCGUGCGAGUGUGUGGGGAAGCGGGGACGGAUGAUGGAGCAAUAAUAAAGCAUGAAACAAAUAUCUUCUCAAUUGAAAGCGCAUUUUCAAUUCUUUCCAUAUUACUGUGCACACCAUGUCGUUCACGUCGAUCCCCGUGUUGGACCUGUCGCAGGCGGACGAUCCGGCGACCAAGGCGGAGUUCUUGCGGCAGCUACGCCAUGCCUUGCUCGAGGUUGGCUUUCUUUAUCUGAAGAAUG
Molecule: messenger RNA, 3178 nt
Organism: Emericellopsis atlantica
Lineage: Eukaryota; Fungi; Ascomycota; Sordariomycetes; Hypocreales; Bionectriaceae
Exons: 2
Coding region: 157-2937 (926 amino acids)
Biological process (GO): positive regulation of rRNA processing; positive regulation of transcription by RNA polymerase I
Cellular component (GO): nucleolus
Molecular function (GO): protein binding; RNA binding
Source: RefSeq, a predicted model, not a curated record